CAUGCCAUUGUAAAUUCCUCCAUUACGGAAGAUCAUGAUAAAAUCGCUUUCAUUCGGUCACGGUUACUUCCAGGCUCUCGGGCACUGAAUUUGAUGCAGUCCUCAGCGUUCGCUUCGGGGGACAUUGGUGUAAACUAUGAGGUUUUUAAAGGGAAUUUCAUAAAAAUCUUCGGGGGCGGGAGUAAACCAAGCAUCGUUAGACAGAUGGCACACACGGUUGAGUCCCUCCAAAAAAAUUCCUCAACAAAGCCGAUUUGGGACGCCAUGAUUGAGGCAAAUCAGCUGGCGGUUGACUGUGUCAAGAGCCUAGAAGACGCGCUCUGGCUUCCAGGGGGCUGUAUGCAAAAGCACCAGGUGAAGACAGCUUUCGAGUUGUUUUUUUACUUAUUUAAUAUUUCAGAGAAGAACCGCCGUUCUGCCCUUCCUUUGGCCUUCAAACCGAGCGGGAAGUUGGUUGACCUCGUCUCAGAGUUAGAAGUCAAGGUUCAGGAACACCCUCACCAUCAACCCCUCGCAACGGCCGCAGCACUGCAAGCACAAGAUAAUGUCUGAGGGCGGCAGCCGGGGCGACGUGGCAAUGAGGGCGAACGAGAACGUCCACAGGCCGGGGAUCACGCCGGAGGAGAUGGCGGCCGGCUACGACGAGUGGUCCGAGAACUACGAGGAGAUGAUGAUCUGGAAAGGCGGGUACCGUGGCCCCGCCAUCACGCUGGAGGAGGCGCUGCGUUGGGUACCCCCGGAGCGGCGAGCCAAGGCCAGGGUGCUGGACGUGGCCGCCGGGACGGGCUGCGUGGGCAGCGAACUCCACCGGGAAGGCUUCAGGCACAUAGACGCUGUGGACCCGUCGGAGGGCAUGAUGAAGCAGCGGGAGACUGGCAUCUAUACCAAUGACUUCCUGGAGUUUAUCGGCAGCGGACACUCCACCGUACCCAAAGGUUAUAGUAAUUUGUUUUUUACAUCAAAGGACACGGCUCAAGAGCAACAAGAGUACAAAAAAAAAGCCCGCUACUCGCCGCUCCCAUAAAAGAUAAAAGUAAAGAGUAGCCAAAAGGGAGGUCAAUUUCGAGAGGAGAGGUGUC
This is a messenger RNA of Eriocheir sinensis (Chinese mitten crab), 1079 nucleotides long. RefSeq lists its product as uncharacterized. The coding region runs from base 545 to 1024 and encodes 159 amino acids. The record is from RefSeq and is a predicted model, not a curated record. The transcript is spliced from 4 exons. NCBI's taxonomy places the organism in Eukaryota, Metazoa, Arthropoda, Malacostraca, Decapoda, Varunidae.